Molecule: messenger RNA, 13025 nt
Organism: Lymnaea stagnalis (great pond snail)
Lineage: Eukaryota; Metazoa; Mollusca; Gastropoda; Lymnaeidae
Source: the annotation of a GenBank genome assembly
CUGCGGUUCUCACACUGGCAUAAAACCUCAAAGCAGCCCGGUGGUGUUGUUCAGUUAUAUCGUCUGUUGUUGUUUGUUUUUUAAAUUAAUUUUAAGCUCCCCAAUGACAUCGUUGUAUGUCUCUCUCUCACCAGGAGGACGGCGGUUCUCAACCUGACAUGAUUCAAAGCAAGGUAGCCCGCGCUGCUGUGGUCGUGGCCAUCGUAGCGGCGUGCGUCUUCCUGACUCUUCACCUGACAUCCGGGAGGAUAGAAUCCUUCAACAUGGCUGCUCCGGAAUUGCCUGUCGCAGACCGGGUGGUACCAGGUUAGUGCUUUACAAAAAAAAAAAAAAAUAGGGCUGAAUGGUGGAUAUCUAUAAAUAGAACUGAUGUAAUCAUCCUGUGCGUCUUCCUGACUCUUCACCUGACAUCCGGGAGGAUAGAAUCCUUCAACAUGGCUGCUCCGGAAUUGCCUGUCGCAGACCGGGUGGUACCAGGUUAGUGCUUUACAAAAAAAAAAAAAAUAGGGCUGAAUGGUGGAUAUCUAUAAAUAGAACUGAUGUAAUCAUCCGGUACUCGGUUCGGACAAAAUGUAAAAAAAAAAAUUUAGUACUACUCUGUAAGGGAAGAGGCCCUUAACGUAAAUCAAAACUUGUUUACAGCUAUAUUUUACGAAAUAUUCUACACAAUUUUUUUUUUAACUGCUAUUUUGUGAAACGGUACUUCAUUGAGCGUACGGCACUUGUAACAGUGACUCUAGAUACAACGAUCGUCCGAACGAUACGCUGCAACACACUGAUUAGCUUACCUUCUUUUAAGAGUGUAAGUGUAAGAAAUAUCUGUCCGGUGUUCUGAAAAAUAGCAGCGCUAUGACGUUUCCUUGUGAGAAAUGACAAACCCCAUUGCCCUUUACAGGUCCUGGACAGUUGGUGGGCCCAUUGCGCAGCCGCGCACAGCUGGUGCGGACGCCCCCUCACCACCGUGACCGCUGAUCUCGUCAUAAUCAUUAACCAGAAUUCAGCUCAUUCGGUCUGGCCCCGGCCAACAGCUGUUCUUUCACCAUAAACCAUACCGAAUUAGUUUAUUGGAGUCUAAUAAACGAAGCCCCUUCGCAUAUAUAUUAUGUUCAGCUGCUGCUCCCAGAGGCGUAGCUAAGUGGGGGGGGGGCAGAGUUUUUUUUUUUUUUUUUUAAAAAAAACACUACAAACUUAUCAGGCAGUAGAAUGGCCCAAUCUUUUUUUUUUGAACUUGAAUACAACACUCGUCACCGCCCACUCCCCACUCCCCACACGCCCCCCCAACCCUCUCUUUUUUCCCCCCGGCCUACAAUUUAAAUCCUGGAAAAUUGUUCUUCCUUUUAUUCUGUCACGUGAUAUUUUAAGUUUUGCUUUUCUGUCCGUAAAUAACGACACGAAUUUAGUUCGAUUUUUUUUUUUGUAAACCUGAUAAUGCAUAGUGAAGAAUUAUUUCCUUAUGGCCCACCCCCCGCCCCCCACCCCCAACCCUAAACGCCAGUCACAAAAGCUGGGUGACGUCAUUUAUGGACAGUCACGCCUCUUGAACUUGCCGCCAUCUUUCUAUGAGCUAAGAUAGUUUAUUUGGGUUUUUUUUUGGGAGGGUGGGGGAGGGAGGGUCGAGGGGGGUGGUGGAGGGAGGGUCGAGGGGGGGGGGAUGUUUCAAUCUUUUUUUUUUCCCUUGCAUUUAACGUUUUAUAUUUAUUUAUUUAUUUAGGCAUUUUUAUAUAGCGCUUAUCAUAAAGCUCUAAGCGCUUUACAAUUAUUAAAACAUGUAAACUAAGUAAAUACAAAUGAGACACUAGGAUAGUAACUACUAUUCUAUAGAAACAAUGAAAAUGGCUAUAAAAAGAGGACACUUUGACACUUCAGGAUUAAACCGAAACAGAAAAUUAGGUAGGGCAAGGAGGGUGCAUCACAGGUCAUAGGCGGACCUAAACAGAUGAGUUUUAAGGGACUUUUUGAAAAUGGACGAGGUUUCACUAUGACGUAUAUGGAAGGGGAGCUGGUUCCAGAACGUGGGCCCAUGGAAGCAGAAGGAGCGUUCACCGAUGGUCUUAGUUUUAGUUCUUGGGAUUGAGAGGGUUCUACUGUCAAUGGAAGAACGUAGUUGUCUUGUGGGGAUGUAAGGAAGCAACAGUUCAGAGAGAUAGACAGGAAAGUGAGGGUCAGUGAACGAGUUGAAGCAAAGAUUGGAAGACUUGUAUUUGAUGCGAGAGGAUAUUGGAAGCCAGUGGAGUUGCCGCAUGUGUGGUUGAAUGUGGUCAUGUUUCUUUAAUUUAAAAAUGAGUCUGCAUGCUGAGUUCUGUGCCUUCUGAAGUUUUUCUAUGUGGUGUUGAGGAAUGCCUGAGAGAAGAAUGUUACAGUAGUCAAAUUUUGAAAGAAUGAGUGAAGAGACGAGAGUUUUUGUGGCAUCAAAGGAGAGGAGGUGUCUAAUGGUGCUGAUUUUUCUAAUUUCGUUAUAUGCUGAUCUGCAUAUAUUCGUGACAUGUUUGUCCAUGGAGAGGGUGUCUGUAAGCGUGACUCCAAGGUUUCUGGCAGAGGGAGAGAGUGUGAUGUCAGAGUUGCCAAUAGAUAUAGAAGAAGGAGCGAAUGGAAGGAGAGGUUUGUUUUGAGAGUGGAUGAGAAGGAUUUCCGUUUUAUCAUCAUUUAGCUUCAGUUUGUUGCAAGUCAUCCAACGCUUUACAUCGUCCACGCACUCCUGUAUGCGAAGGAUUGUGGCAUCAAGUUGAUCAGGAAAGCAAGAGUCACUGAUUUGAGUGUCAUCAGCAAAGGAUUGACUGGAAACUGAGUGGUGGCUAAUGAGAGAUGAUAGAGGUUUAGUGUAGAGGAUGAAAAGGACCGGCCCAAGGACCGAUCCUUGAGGAACUCCAAUAGACAGGGCUGAAGGUUUGGAAGAGCGGUUGGAAAUAGAGACUUUUUGAGUUCUGUCAGAAAGAUAUGAUUGAAACCAGUUUAAAGCUGAGCCAGUAAGUCCGAAAGAAAGAUGAAGGCGGUCAAGAAGAAUCUGGUGGUCAAUGGUAUCAAAUGCAGCAGAGAGAUCUAACAGAGUGAGAAUAGAGAGUUUGCCAUCGUCCAUCGCGCGCAGGAGGUCACUCAUGACUCGGACCAGUGCUGUUUCUGUGCUAUGACCAAGUCGGUAGGCGGACUGAGAGGAAGGAUAGAGAUUGCGAGAAUGAAGAUAGCCAGAGAGCUGAGAGAGUAUGAGUUUUUCUAUGAUUUUUGAGAGAAAGGAGAGGUUGCUGACGGGGCGGUAAUUCUUGAGUGUGUUUGGAUCAAGUGAGGGUUUCUUUAGGAGGGGCAGGACAAUCGACCGUUUAAAAAUGGGAGGGAAUAUGCCAGAGAGAAUCGAAGAAUUUAUGAUGGAGGUGAGUGCUGGGAGGAGGACGUCAAGGCAUUCUACAAGCAGUGGGUUGGCUGAAUCAGGCUUUUAGCCGAUACCCUCAUUGUGUUGUCUUUUUUAAUUUUUAACAAGAUUUCUUAUACCACUUGAGCUUCAAAUUUCCCAACAAAUGCUUCCACAUACCAUAGAGUAUAUUUUUAAAAAUAUAUAUAUAUAUUGGUCACUUUCAAAAGUUUUAUAAUUUCACUUUUCAUAAUUCCUUACCUGUCCUGCCUUCAAGCGACAUAUCCGACCCACCAGCGACAUAUCCUACCCACCAGCAACAUAUCCUACCAACCAGCGACAUAUCCUACCCACCAGCGACAUAUUACCCACCAGCGACAUAUUACCCACCAGCGACAUAUCCUACCCACCGGCGACAUAUCCUACCCACCGGCGACUUAACCCACCCCCCAGCGACAUGUGGUUAUGACUGUAAAAGACAAGAGGUUGUAAAGAUAAGAGUGGGAUGAAUAAGGAUGUAAUAAUAGAUUUUUUUUUUCUUUAAAUUGUCUCAUUUUUUUAAACAUCUCAACUCUUCAUCAAAUAGCUUAGAAGGACAAUCCUGGAAUGGCAGUCUCGGCUGCACUUCUCGCCAGAGAACCUUUGACUCCUGGUCUUUCUCCCGUAAUGCUCUUUUUGUUGCAAGGGCUUUGUUUCGCGAAUCUUCUGCCUGUUUGCCCCCCUCAUACACUUCUGUUCACCAGCUGGAACGGUGGUCAGCGAUGAUCUCCCAUUCGUUAAUUUCUAUGUUAAUGGCUUCCAUCAAGUUACCUUUGCAAAUGCCCUUGCAAUUGUAGUCGCGGCCGUCCAAUAAGUCUUGUCCCCUCCUGCCAACUCUUCAUACAGCAGAUCCUUUGGACUACGGCCUCCCUCCACUCUCCCUGCAUUGCCUAACCAGCCAGGGCGCUUGUUGCUAAAAGAGGAGAACAUGCUGCAAAUUUUGACACGUUCCAAAGCCUCUGUGUUAGCCAAUUUGUCCUGCAAUCGAAUUUGCAAAAUGCGACGAAGGCAUCUGCUUUGAAAGUCGUCUAAAAAUUUUUAGAUACACAUUACCGACAAAUAUUAAACAUUCUGACAAUUUUUACGGACCAACACAAUCUUUUUAAGGAUACAUGUUAACAAAUAAAAUCAGGAUGAGAAAGGAAAAAAAUACAACAACAAAUAACUUUUUUUUUUUUUCAAUAUCCUGGUGACUGUUUUUAAUGUACAACAAAUAUCACUACAUGUAUGUAGUGUGUUUAAUGACAAUUAGGCUUGUGGGUCGUUUUGCUGUGUUGUUUUACUGCAUCGCGUUCUCAUCAGUGUAGAAUUUCUCUUCAUCAUUAUCACAGCAGUUUGAAGGCAGCAAGAAAAACUUCGAAACGCAGAGGUUCUCAGCUCUCGUCAAGAAGACGUUUGUCCAGUGUCACAAUUUGUUCACGUACAUCCAAAAAGAUCUUCCGGACUUCUGCGGACGAUUCAUUUCAGGUCAAAUUUCGCGGACUGUCCGCAAAUGUAUUGACAGUUGGCAACCCCGGCGUAAAGAAAUCGUAUCCACCUAUUUGAAAAUAAAUGGAAAGAACUAGUAAACGACAACACGCGAAAGCUCUGUGGUCAAUUUUCAUAAAAGUGGCAUGUCCAGUAUAGUCACAGUGAAUGAAUGAAACAAUUUUUUUUUUAAAUAUGCUUUAAAUACUGUCAUAUUCCGUUUGAUGUGAAAUAUCAUUCUGAAUUCACACCGUUUCAAAGGUUGAAUUAUUUGUGUACAGUGGAACGGAUUUUUUUGUAAAAAGUCAUGACCCAUCAUUUCAAGGUUUUGUUACAUGCAGUGUUGAUUAGCUGACUCUAGUAAUCUUAUGUAAAGUUAGCGUUAAUGGAUAUGAUGCUAGAGGCGAAGGUGGGUAACCUCUAGCCGAUGAUUCCGAAUACGCAUCCCUGAGAAAGCUGCUUCUAAGGCAACCGUUUCGUCCCAGCUACUUCGCAAACUAGUUGCGUGGUGGAAACCUUCUGUAGAAAAUCUCUUUAAGAGCGUCCGACGCCUCCCCGGGAUGGGUGGGGGGAAGAUAUGAGGACGUAAAUUUUACCAUCCCAACUACUAAGUCGAUCGUGUGCACUGUGUGUAAACACAGUGUCGGACCGACCGGGUGUCUUUGGGUUGGGGCGGCCCCAAUCGGAACCCGAUCGAGCGGACUCCGGGGGGGGGGGGGGGCUGUCCUAGCAAAGGGACAUCUCCAACGUUCCUCUACGCGGCCCGAUACCGGGCUCGGGGAGGGCAUAAGGAGCAUUAGGUCGACGGCCCGCUGACGCCAUUUCUUAAUAUGACAUUUCAGUAAUGUUAUGGGAUAUAUCCACCCCUCCCUCACUCAACCCUCCCCCUUUCUACAUUAUAAAAACACCGUGCUGGGAGCCAAGGUUUAGCAGGGGAAGUGUGAAUCAACCUGUGAACAAUUAUUAUUCCUUCAUGGCACCACUCAAUGACGUGGCUGACUGGAGAUGGCUGACAGGAGAGGGGUGUCGGGGGGGAGGGGGUGGCGGUGGGGGGGGUUAAGAGGCCGGAGAGACCCGGGCCAAGGUAACUGUGUUUGACUUUUAUUUUUUCUGUAACUAAUUUUUCUUUUCAACCGUGGUCGGAAAGGUGACAGGCAAUGAAAGCAUAAUAUAGGCGAGGGUGACUCGAUGUGUGAAUGUGGCGUUCGGGACAACAACAUGGCGUUGAAUUUUGUCGUGUUGGUAUUUGAUGUUUUGUUUUUUGUUUUUUUGUUCCACAAUGAAACACAAUGACUUCUCACAAAUCUGUGAUCACAUCAUUUCCUAGGGGCACUUAGUGAACUUAGCAAUAGAUCACAACAAACACAAAAUUAGAAAACNGGGGGGGGGGGGGGGUGGGCAAUCCCGAUUUUAAUAAUCUUAAGUCAAUUUUUUAUCAUUUUAACAUACAUUCUUACACAUUAUUUUUUUUUUUCAAAUUAGGACAACACAUAUUUAGCUCCCCUUUCCAUAAUGUGUAGCCCUGUGUUUAACGUAACUAUCGAAGAAAUAAUUAAUUUGGCAUAGUAUUUAUUUGCUAGUGGAUACGGAAUAAAUCCCCUCGAAACAACAGGUUUACAUGCUAGGAAAAACAACAGGACACGUUCUAUUAAUAGAACCGAAACACGUUAAUAUAUAGAAAUUGCACACACACGAAAAUAACAAAAGCCGUCUGCUUAUCUUAUUAUGCAAGCUAUUAAGAUGAAUCACUUCGCCGGCCGGGGGGGGGGAGGGGGCUGAGGGGGGAGAGACCGGCUAUAAAAAAAAAUUAUCCCCGUAGCGUUCACUGCAGGAUGUGUCGGUCCACGCGUGACCAAGUGUUGAAACGAUGGCAUGCUUUUUGGAUGCAAUAAUAGCAUUUGAACCGGACUUUCGUAUUUGCAUCAGGCUAGGGCGUGAGGUGAAGAGUGAGUGCUGGGCGUUGUGGGGCGGGGGGAGCGCUGGAUGCACAAAUAGAAUAGCACGGGCCCCCAAACGUCCUGCUCAACGAACAUGGUUUUAGAAAUGUUACGGGUCUGUUUCAUUGUUGGCCUUCAGUAGAAAUUUUCUGGGUCUGUCUCGUUAGAAUUUAGUAGAAAUGUUAUGGGUCUGUCUCGUUAGAAUUUAGUAGAAAUGUUAUGGGCCUGUCUCCUUGUUAGAAUUUAGUAGAAAUGUUAUGGGCCUGUCUCGUUGUUAGAAUUUAGUAGAAAUGUUAUGGGUCUGUCUCGUUGUUAGAAAAGUAGAAAUUGUUUGUGUCUGUCUCGUUGUCAGACUUCAGGAGAAAUUGCUACGGGUCUGUCUCAGUGUUAGACUUCAGGAGAAAUUGUUACGGGCCUGUCUCGUUGUUAGACUUCGGGAGACAUUGUUACGGGUCUGUCUCAGUGUUAGACUUCAGGAGAAAUUGUUACGGGUCUGUCUCAGUGUUAGACUUCAGGAGAAAUUGUUACGGGUCUGUCUCAGUGUUAGACUUCAGGAGAAAUUGUUACGGGCCUGUCUCGUUGUUAGACUUCAGGAGACAUUGUUACGGGUCUGUCUCAGUGUUAGACUUCAGCUGCAGAGUUAGUAUCUUGAAAAGUGGAGCGGCAAAAAUCUUUGCCUGGCAAUGGCGGCACUUGUACUCACUACGCCACUAGGCAGUAUAUCUAUCGGAACGAAAUUGACGAUAAUUUUUAUCGGGUAGUGGGUCAGAGAUUGAGGGCACCGAUGGUUCUUGGGCAGAAGAGAGGUUUUAUUUCAUGUAAUUGUGUUCGGGAAUUACCGUAGAUAUCGAGGAAGCCGAUGGCCCUUAAGCGACGGGAUGUUGGGGAAGUGAGGUGGGCUGGGUAUCUUUCCCAGAAUUUCUUUUAUUUCUUCAAAAUUAAAAGGUAUACUUUGGUUUAUAACUCAAUGAAAUUUACCUAUUUGAUCCGGGGAAGGGAUUUUUCAAGAUUCCGUUGAGGCAUUAUGGCUAACAGUGCCAUAUAUAAACUACAUUCACUCCGGUUGUGGCGCUGCCCCGUGUUACCAUUUUGGCCCGAGCUUAUCUUCAACCCCGCACUGUCACAUUGCUUGGCGAGACGGAAGGGGCAGCAGAAUUUCGGGGUGCCGAAAAGUCUCGAGCAAAAAGCGAGGACAAGGGCAACUUGGAAAAUAAUCGAUAAAUUCAAAAUAAUGGGUUUCAUUUUGGGGUAUAUUUGUAAUUGGCGUUUCUUUCAGACUAUUUGCGAAAAUGACAUUUUUAGACUUUCUUGUGAGAAGCGUCAAAAUUAGCCAUAAUAAAGAUCCGGUGAAACUAACUCCGCCCCAUGCCGACACGAACUAAAUUCAUUUCAGUUGUGGAGCCCUUUACGGUAUGCUUUUUGACCUAGCUUAGUCUCGCCCCUGUAAACCUUACAGUCCCCCGCUUCCCCCCCCCCCCCCCCCAAAAAAAAAAAUUUAAAAAAUUAAAANCUAGUUAAAAAUGUAGGUGCCACUUUACAUCAGAGCUUUCGUGUGAGCCCUUCAACCCCAGUGACAGCGUGUGGAGGCUGGGGGGGGGGGGCGUUCGAAUAGUUUUAACUACUUAAUGUUGUGAUGUGCACACUUUGUUAGUUAUCAAAUUAGAAAACAUGGUUGGGGAAGGACAAAACCAAAAAUUGGCAGAUGGCCCCGAAAAGACAAGUGAAGGAUCUGCUUGAAUUGGAUAUGUAAUACAAUAUAUAUAUAUAUUUUUUGUUACCUACUAAAUAUUAAUGUGGAUUUAUCUUUUAGUAAAGCUAUUUUUUAAAGUAAAUUACUUCAUAAGUAAAUGAAUUGCAACACACACCAAAAAAACUUCAAAUUUUUUUCAUAAAAAAAAAGACCUGUUAACAAAUUAAAUACUAUGAAUAUUAUUUUUACAUAUUGAACGCAAUCGAAAAAUUUUAUGGUGUUUUUAAAAUGGCCCAGCUAUGUUUUCAAACAGAUGAUGGUAAUAUUUAUUGAUGUGUGACUUUUAUCUUGUGGGGAAAUCUAUUAAAAAAUAAAUUAUACAUUUUCAAUUUUCAGUAGACGUUCAAUUAUUAUUGUGAUAAUAAUAAUUUUUUUAAAAAAGCUUGAUACAAGUAAUUUUUGUGAUAAACCUGGAUGAAUACUUACUAUUCACUUCAAAAUUUUACAACUAAUUAUCACAAAAAGGCUAGACCUUGAGUUGUUUGUUUACAAUGCAUGCAUGACCCAAAAGUCAUGAUAACUCUAUGUAGACAAUCUACGUGCACCAUACCAUAAUAUGAUAUUUCUAUCGAUUACAGAGAAGGUUACACCAGUCAGGCCCAACCCUAACCCCAACCCACUGCUGCUGGUGGAGGAUGUCGGCACAGGUGCGUUUUUUCCCGUGUGUUCCCUUUUUUUUUUUUUUUUAAAUGGCCGAUGCACUUUCUUCAUGUUAUUUGAACUCUUUCCAGUUUUUAAUUUUUUUUUUUUUUUUUUUUUUUUUUUUUUUAAUUUUUACAUUGGACGAAAUAGAAUAACUUUUAGUAAUUGUUGCAUUAUAAUUAAAAUGUCCAGCUGUUGAAAAAAUUGACCGUAUAAUAAAUAAUAAUGCACCAUACCCUUGCAACUGAAAUCCUUUGAAUUAUCCCUAAAUUCAUCGUCGUGAUUUUCCAUUGGUCCAGUUGCAGACCGGCGGUCUCUGUAAAAAAAUGAAAAAAAAUCUCUUUUGUUGUUAAACACCAGGUUUGCUCGCACACGUCAGGCGCAAUGGAUACGUCUUAGAUCUGGCCAAAUUGGACUUGAAUAAACUGACCGACGACGAGCUUCUCAUGACCGCCCACAGUUAUCCAGAUAAUGCGGAUGUGAGUCUCUAGGGCGCUGUUUUGUAUGUAGGACAACAGUGGCUGCCCUUGAAAUUAUAGGGAAGACUUUAACAAUCGUUAUUAUAUAUACAUAUAUAUAUAUUUAUAUAUAUAUUGUGUGUGUAUAUAUAUAUAUAUAUAUAUAUAUAUAUAUAUAUAUAUGUAUAUAUAUAUAUUUAUAUUAUAUAUAUAUAUAUGUAUAUAUAUAUAUAUAUAUUGUGUGUAUAUAUAUAUAUAUAUAUAUAUAUAUAUAUAUAUAUAUAUAUAUAUAUAUAUAUAUAUGUGUAUUUUAUAUAUAUAUAUAUGUAUAUAUAUAUAUAUAUAUAUAUAUAUAUAUAUAUAUAUAUAUAUAUAUAUAUAUAUAUAUAUAUAUAUAUAUAUAUAUAUAUAUAUAUGUGUGUGUGUGUGUGUGUAUAUAUGUAUAUGUAUGUAUAUAUAUGUAUGUAUAUAUAUGUAUGUAUAUAUAUGUAUGUAUAUAUGUAUAUAUUAUAUAUAUAUGUAUAUGUAUAUAUAUAUGUGUAUUAUGUAUAUAUAUAUGUGUAUAUAUAUGUAUAUAUAUGUAUAUGUAUGUAUAUGUAUAUAUAUGUAUAUAUAUAUAUAUAUAUAUAUAUAUAUAUAUAUAUAUAUAUAUAUGUGUGUGUGUGUGUGUGUAUAUAUGUAUAUGUAUAUAUAUAUAUGUAUGUAUAUAUAUAUAUAUAUAUAUAUGUAUAUAUAUAUAUAUAUAUAUAUAUAUAUAUAUAUAUAUAUAUAUGUGUGUGUGUGUGUGUGUGUAUAUAUGUAUAUGUAUGUAUAUAUAUGUAUGUAUAUAUAUGUAUGUAUAUAUAUGUAUGUAUAUAUGUAUAUAUGUAUAUAUGUAUAUUUAUAUAUAUAAGAAAAGCGUUUCAUGAAAAUAAAGAUAAUCUCCCCGUGAACGGGAGACCUGCCUUUAGUAGACUACAUGCAGAACUCUUAUAGUAUGACCUAAUUUUUUUUGUUUGUACGUCAAACAUAAUUCGACUCUCAUAUUGCUUAAUGCUUCACAUUUAACGAAUGCCCUGAACUUCCACGUGCAUAAAAAAAAAUAAAAAAAUAAAAAAUUCAAAUGACUUUACCAAACAAUUUCCGCUGUCCAUUUGCAGGUUUUAUGUCGCCGAAAAUUCCGCAUGGGAAAAAUCGCUGACGGAGGCUGGGAGAUUUGUGAUGAUCCCGACAUCAGACCCCGAUCCCCUUGCAUCAUCUACUCUUUUGGUAUCAACUACGACUUCUCGUUUGACGACGACGCCUCCAAAUUGUACGGCUGUCACGUGUACUCGUUUGACCCCAGUAUGGAGAAAGCAGAACAGAAAUAUAACAGGCAAUAACUUUUAAUUGUUCUUUUGGUUUGUUUUUUUUUUUCUUGUUUUGUUGUUUCUGUUUUUCUUUUUUUUUCUUUUUGGGUGGGGGUGGGGGUGGGAGGUUGUCUGAGUCAGAAAAAUUUCGCUUAGACCACGUUGCAUGCAUGAAAGAAAAAAAAUCAAUUAUUUCACCUUGCGUGCCCUCCUCAUUUUUUAAAAAGUUUUCACAAUUUUUAGAAAAUAUGUUUUUCUUGUAAUUCAGGCGCGGGCGAGUAAGAGGGUUGGGUAGGGCUAUGUUACAAGAAAGAUAAAACUUUAAUCAAAAUGCAAUGAUGUUAGCAAUGUAAAAAAAAAUCUAAGCAUAAAUAUUUCCUAAAUUUAUAAUUCAGUGACUUGGAAAUUUUUAUUUUUUUUUUAAAAAUUACGAAGUUACAAUACGCCAAAGCUUGAUUCAGUUGCAUGCGUAAAAAUGUAUUUUUUGAUAUUGCGACUUCGCAAUGGCAUGUAGAAAGAAGCACAAUAUGCCUGUCAAUAUUAUCCCGCUACCACCGGGUCAUAUUUUCUAGUUCUUAAUGUUUAAUUAUAAAUAAUGCGAUGUUUUAUAAUAAUCAGUUUCUCUGCAUCAAUUUCGGCAAAUUUUUAUUUUUAUUUAUUUUUUUUUUUUUUUUGCUCCACAGAUCAGAAUUUAUACAUUUCUACAAAAUAGGAAUCGACGGAAGUUCGUACAAAAAUGACAAAAAAUGGCAGCUCCACACUUUGUCAGACAUCCGAAAGCUACUCGGCCACGAAAAGACUCCGAUUGACGUCAUCAAAAUGGACAUAGAGAGCUCCGAAUGGGCUUCGGUCCCGCAAAUGAUCGAAGCCGGGGAGCUGAACAACGUCCGCCAGCUGCUGAUUGAGUACCACGUGACGUCAUCCGCCCGCGACUAUCUGCUGCCCAGGUUGAAGGUCAUGCAGGCCAUCGAGAAGGCGGGAUUUAAGAAGUUCUACGUGCACAAGAACUACGCAUGCGCCACCAACAUCAACGGUUACCCCAUAGCCAGGACGGCGUGUUACGAGGUCCACUAUCUCAAACGAUGAUCUGAUCCUAGUAUCAGAUCUUCAUCAAUUUAACAAAAAAAAGGAAUAUAUAUAUAUAUGCAUAUGUUACCGGCAAUGUGGCAUAGUAUAGAAUGCCCAGGUAUUAUAUAGAAUGCCGGAAGCUUUUAGGCAAAGUAUGAAAUAUUUGAUUUUCGUGAUUAUGUUACAUACUUUGCCUAGGCAUUUUAUAUAUUGCCUCCAUAUUAUACAUAAUGACAAAUAUACUUCAGGCAAAGUUUCAAAGGAGCGUGAUGAAAAAAAUUUUAUUAUAAAGAUACAUUUGAAAACAAAAGAAGAAAUAUGUAAUUAGUAAAGGAUAUUCUUAACAUCGAGCCCUGAAAGCAAAGGUGGCAACGACCUACUUGUUGCAGCAAGUAAGGCAAGCAAAGGUGGCAACGACCUACUUGUUGCAGCAAGUAAGGCAAGCAAAGGUGGCAACGACCUACUUGUUGCAGCAAGUAAGGCAAGCAAAGGUGGCAACGACCUACUUGUUGCAGCAAGUAAGGCAAGCAAAGGUGGCAACGACCUACUUGUUGCAGCAAGUAAGGCAAGCAAAGGUGGCAUCGAUCUACUUGUUGCAGCAAGUAAGGCAUUUUGAAUUGCAAUUGAUUUUCUAUUUCAUACAACGACACCAUGUUUUGGCAUUUGCUCUUGCCCUUGCCCAUGCACCUCACGAAUCCAUGACCGCUUCCUGUUGACUGAGAGAUAGCAGCAGAUCGGAGAGGUAUUUCAUGGUCAGGGACGUCUUCAACUCUCAAUAAGUCCUUUGGACAUGCAUCGAACUGUGAUCUCGCACACAGUUGUUUCAAGAUACAUUGUGCCGUCCCAAAUCGGUAAAAGCUGUCUUCUGUCACUGUCAUAAUAACUGCCAACAGAUUGCGCGAAUCACCCCAUUCCUUAUCAAUGUCAGGAAUAGAAACUCGCACAGUGGCUCCUAAAGAGCUUAUUUUCAUUUUUUUUUUUUUUUUUUUUUUUUUU